This is a messenger RNA of Mercurialis annua (annual mercury), 1133 nucleotides long. Its product is annotated as NEP1-interacting protein-like 2. The transcript has 5 exons. The record is from RefSeq and is a predicted model, not a curated record. NCBI's taxonomy places the organism in Eukaryota, Viridiplantae, Streptophyta, Magnoliopsida, Malpighiales, Euphorbiaceae. The coding region runs from base 195 to 923 and encodes 242 amino acids.
ACUUCACCACUUUUUUAGGACAAAAAGGAGUAUCUCAAAAUCUUUCUCCACCCUCCAUUUCUUUACUCCUUAUCCAAAUUCCAAAUUAAUAAACUUUACUUAAUACCUCACCUCUCAAUAUGUUUUCAUGAUCUGUUUGCCACAAGUUUUAAGAAUUUAAAACAAAGAAAAAUAACAUUUUUAUCUUUCCCCAUAUGGAUGUUGUUUUACCUCAUUGCUCUUGUACCCAAUUUCAAUCUGGGUCGGAUCCAUGCCACACAUGCGGUGGUUCGACCUUUUUGCCUAUCAUGGAAACUGUGGUUCAGUUUGAAGGUAAUCGGAUUCUUGAUUGUGUUCCUAAAUUGGUUGCUGGUGCCAUUUCUGGUGCUCUCACGGGACUUUUUGCUCUUGCCGGAGCUGUCACAGGAGCUAUUACAGGUGCAUUAGCUGGCCGGGCUUCUGAUUGUGGCGUUCUUCGAGGAGCGGGACUUGGGGCUAUUGCUGGUGCUGUCCUUUCUGUUGAGGUUUUGGAGGCUUCUCGGGCUUACUGGUGUUUAGAACAAUCUGGUUCUCGAGGUCCUUCGUCAAUGGCAGAUUUCGUUGAAGAGCUUCUCCGGGGAAGAUUCGUAAAUGACCAGUUUUCACCAGCAAUUCUAACUGCAUAUCACUGGCAGGUAAGCAUUCCGAACUUAAGUUCUGAUGAAGCUCAUGGUGAAGUUGCAUCCAGAGGAUUGUCAGGAGACUCACUUAAGAAAUUGCCAAGUCAUACCUUGGAUGAAAUCAAGGCAAAACAGACCAUAUGCUGCACCAUAUGUUUGCAGGAUAUUGUAAAAGGGGAAACUGCAAGGACUUUGCCCCGUUGCCGCCAUACAUUCCACCUAACGUGUGUAGACAAGUGGCUCAUAAGACACGGGUCUUGCCCCAUAUGCAGGCAGGAUGUUUAGAAGACCAAUGAGAUGAGACUUGUUAUAUAUGUGUAUAUUUUGAGUCGUGUGAGAUAGAGUUUGUGACUGAACUGUUAGGUGAUGUAUCUGCAAUUUGUUUGUACCGUAGCAUUGAUUACCAUAUACCCACAGAAAAAAAAUAGUUUUUUUGUAUCACUUUUGUAAACCUCUUAGAAUCCUUAGCAGUAUAGUUGUUUUUCAGAGUUGCAA